AUCCUGUCUUUUUAACUGUCAAUUGGUUCGAUCGGACUUACUGUCUGGAACCAUGAACAGGGCCGAUCUAGGCCGGUUCGGUCGGUUCUUCAGUUUAGCGGGUAGAUUUCCCAGCCCUACUUGUUGCUUACCGCGCCAAAUCACACUAUUCCUUCUUCAUUCACGAACACCGACUGCAACCAAGAAGACCCUAACCCUUAAAAAAAAAGUAGACCCUAACAAUUUUACGCGCGAUCCCCUCCCUGUACUGUUGGGCCUGUAAAAAAUGAGAAGCAAAAACGAGACUAAGCGUUCUAAAGAAUCGUCAUCAGGAACUCUUGCCGACGUAUCACUGGAGGCUGUGGGCAAACUUCUGAGGCGUUGCAAUAAAACUGGGAGAAAAAAAUUUGACAAUAGUCUGCGUCAAUGUGAUUCAAUUGGAAAGUCAGAGAGUGGGGCAAAGAGAGAUGAAGAAGAUGUGGAUUCAAGAGUCAGAGGGAAUACUUUGGAAACUGCGGGUGGUAGUAAAGAUGCAAAGAGAAAGGUCUCUUGGGAAGAGAAAGUUGAUCGGGACAGCUUUCAGUGCAGUUUUACGGACACUAAGGAAGAACUGGAUGACUCGGAUUGGGAAGAUGGCCCAGUUCCCAUUUUAAAUUCCGUGGGCGAUCAUGAAGUGACUAUUGAAUUAAAUGAGACACCAGAUUCUACAAGAAGGAAACGUAUUCGUCGGGCUUCUGCCGAAGAUAAGGAAUUGGCUGAGCUUGUUCAUAAGGUUCAUUUACUUUGUUUACUUGCACGGGGAAGAUUGAUUGAUAGAGCUUGUGAUGACGCUCUUAUUCAGGCUACUUUACUUUCUCUUCUUCCAGUACACUUGCUGCAUAUAUCAAAGGUUGCAAAACCUACUGUAAAGGAUUUGCGUCCCCUAGUCUUUUGGUUUCAAAAUAACUUCCGUGUUAGAAGUACAAGUGUGAGCAAAUCAUUUCAUUCGGCUCUGACUUUUGCUCUUGAAACCCAUGAAGGGACUCAAGAAGAGAUUGCUGCGUUGUCUGUGGCACUCUUUAGAGCUUUAAAUCUGACAACCCGGUUCGUGUCCAUUUUGGAUGUUGCCUCCUUAAAACCAGAUGCUGACAAGACUGAAUAUUCUAGUGAAGAUGCAAGCAGAUCAAGUAGGGGAAUAUUCAGUACUUCAACUCCAAUGGUGGCUAGAAAACAGGAUGUCUCUGUGUCUCUUGGUAAAUCACCUUCAUGUAAUGAGAGAGACAAUGUCUGUGGAACUUCUCAGAUGGGUUCAUGCAGAAGUAAGGACUGCCACCCAACAAGUAACAACACUCAGCCCAAAGGUUCUUGUAAUGCUUAUGAGGUGAAUGAUAGAAUGCUAGAUACAUUGGCUUGUGGGGCACAUGAUGAUAUCUCAGAAGCAGUCCUUAAUAAGAAAUCACAGGGAUUAAAGAGGAGAGGGGAUCUUGAGUUUGAAAUGCAGUUGAAAAUGGCACUUUCUGCUACAGCAGUGCCAACUGCAGAUAGAGAAAUGGGUUCGGGUAUGAAUUACUUGAACGGUAAUGAAAAUUUCUCUUACUCAAAAAGAAUGAAAAGAAUCGUUAGCGAAGAAUCACGAAACUCGUCCCAGAGUAUCUCUACUGCAGUUGGAUCGAGAAAAGUAGGUUCUCCUUUGUAUUGGGCAGAAGUAUACUGCAAGGGGGAAAACUUGACCGGAAAGUGGGUGCAUAUUGAUGCUAUUAAUGCAAUUAUUGAUGGAGAGCAGAAUGUUGAAGCUCUAGCUGCGGCAUGCAAAACGUCUUUGCGAUAUGCUGUUGCUUUUGCUGGGAAUGGGGCUAAAGAUGUGACUCGCAGGUACUGUCUGAAGUGGUAUCAGAUAGCAUCCCAACGAGUCAAUUCAAUAUGGUGGGAUGCGGUAUUGGCACCAUUGAGAGAUUUCGAGGUGACAGCAACAAGCGGCAGUGUCCAUUUGGAGAAAGAACACACUGGAUCCUCAUCGGGACAUGAACAAGCUAAAUCCUUAAACAUCUCUGACAGAGCGGUUAUUGCUACUAGAAACUCCCUCGAGGAUAUGGAGUUGGAAACUAAGGCAUUAACUGAGCCUCUUCCAACUAAUCAGCAGGCCUAUAAAAACCAUCAACUAUAUGCUAUUGAAAAAUGGCUUACCAAGGAUCAGGUACUUCAUCCGAAGGGCCCCAUUGUGGGUUUUUGUUCAGGUCAUCCAGUUUACCCUAGGACAUGUGUGCAAACACUAAAGACAAGAGAAAGAUGGCUACGGGAGGGGCUGCAAGUUAAAAUCAAUGAGCAUCCUGUGAAGGAGUUGAAACGUUCUUCAAAAGUCCACAAAGUACAGGACCCUGAAUCUGAUAAUUAUGUUGGGGGAAAUUCUAAACGAACUAUCGAACUUUAUGGCAAGUGGCAACUUGAACCCUUGGAUCUGCCUCAUGCUGUUAAUGGGAUAGUGCCAAAGAAUGAUCACGGUAAUGUGGAAGUAUGGUCUGAGAAGUGCCUUCCGCCAGGGACUAUGCACUUGAGGUUGCCAAGGGUGUUUUAUGUUGCCAAGAGGCUGGAAAUUGAUUAUGCUCCAGCCAUGGUUGGUUUCGAAUUCAAAAAUGGUCAAUCAUAUCCUGUCUUUGAUGGUAUAGUAGUAUGUGCUGAGUUCGGGGAUGCAAUAGUGGAGGCAUAUGCAGAGGAAGAGGAAAGAAGAGAGGCUGUAGAAAAGAAAAAAAAUGAAAUGCAGGCUAUUUCGCGGUGGUAUCAGCUUCUCUCUUCCGUUGUAACUCGGCAAAGGUUAGAAAACCUCUAUGGGGAUUCCUCCUCAUUUGUAGCAUCAGUUAGCACCAAAAGUGUGAAUGGUAAGUUAGAUGUACAGGUUGAUGGUAGUCCGAAUGAUGAGCAAUCUCUUGCAUGCCAGCAAGAUGUGCAUGAAAAUAGGCCGGCUGGUCCAUCAGCUGCCAUUCCGGAAAACCAUGAGCAUGUAUUCUUGACAGAAAACCAGAGUUUUGAUGAGGACAACUUGGUGGUGACAAGGAGGUGUCAUUGUGGAUUCACGGUGCAAGUGGAAGAACUGUAGUAUUUCCAUAUAAACAAUCUUCUUGAUUGAAUUAAAGUGAUGAUGCUGCUUGUCAUUUAAGGACGUGGGCUGAGCUCGGAAUGAAGAACGAACUUCCAUGUGUUUUUGACGUUGUAAGUGCAUUCUGGCAUUAGUCAUUGUGAGUUUGAUGAAAUGUAAAUGCAAUAGAAUAGUGAUGUGUAGAAAAUUUGAGGCUAUCCUCAUGUUUAUAGUUCAAUUUUCUGUCGCACUUAACUUUUGCUUUUAUUGCGUUUUGGGUAAUCAGAGUUAAACAGAGGUUUACUAAGGGAGA
Messenger RNA from Prunus dulcis (almond), 3341 nucleotides. RefSeq names its product DNA repair protein RAD4. Lineage: Eukaryota; Viridiplantae; Streptophyta; Magnoliopsida; Rosales; Rosaceae. The transcript has 13 exons. Bases 266 to 3049 code for a protein of 927 amino acids. Gene Ontology annotation, biological process: nucleotide-excision repair; mismatch repair. Gene Ontology annotation, molecular function: single-stranded DNA binding; damaged DNA binding. The record is from RefSeq and is a predicted model, not a curated record. Gene Ontology annotation, cellular component: cytoplasm; XPC complex; nucleus.